Messenger RNA from Durio zibethinus, 1559 nucleotides. Its product is annotated as MADS-box protein SVP-like. Gene Ontology annotation, molecular function: DNA-binding transcription factor activity; RNA polymerase II transcription regulatory region sequence-specific DNA binding; protein dimerization activity. Gene Ontology annotation, cellular component: nucleus. Gene Ontology annotation, biological process: positive regulation of transcription by RNA polymerase II. Lineage: Eukaryota; Viridiplantae; Streptophyta; Magnoliopsida; Malvales; Malvaceae. The record is from RefSeq and is a predicted model, not a curated record.
UCUCCACAAACUUUCAAUUUCAAAUCCUUUCCUUGUGGAAUCCCAUUUGCAGCAAUUAAAGGCGAAAAGAUGGUACAAUGAGAACGAAAAGCUCCCUGCUUCGCUAAAAAGGUGUUUCCUUUUUUCCCUGACCAAAGCAGUAAGUCUUCUCUUUUCACGCUUUUAUCUUACACAACCCAAAACCCAAAGCCACAUUCUUCUCUUCUUUCUCAACCUUCAUUGGUGUUUCCUUUUUUCCCUGACCGAAGCAGUGAGUCUUCUCUUUUCACGCUUUUAUCUCACACAACCCAAAACGCAAAGCCACAUUCUUCUCUUCUUUCUCAACCUUCAUUGGUGGCUUUUUCACAAGCUCGGAAACAAAAAUACCCCACUGGCACCGAACCCAACACCCCAAAACUCACUCACCAAAACUGGAAAAGACGAGGUAGAGAAAAGAAGAACACUGAACAAGAAGUAAAAGAAUGGCAAGAGAGAAGAUUCAGAUCAAGAAAAUUGAUAACGCUACAGCUAGACAGGUGACUUUUUCCAAAAGGAGAAGAGGGUUGUUUAAGAAAGCUGAGGAGCUCUCCAUUCUUUGUGAUGCGGAUGUUGCUCUUAUUAUUUUUACAUCUACCGGCAAGCUCUUUGAGUAUGCUAGCUCAAGCAUGAAGGAGAUACUAGAAAGGCACAAUUUGCGCUCAAAGAAUCUUGAGAAGCUGGAACAACAACCUCUUGAGUUGCAGCUUGUAGAGAACAGCAACCUCUCCAUGCUGACUAUGGAAGUAGCAGAGAAAAGUCAUCAACUAAGGUAUACAUUUAUUUUGCUUCUUAUUAGUUUGUUCAAAUUAUGUAUAUGGAUAUACUGUGAUUUUGCCCAAAACAGGCAAAUGAGGGGUGAGGAACUCCAAGGAUUAAAUUUUGAAGAACUAGAACAGCUGGAAAAGUCUCUGGAAGCUGGGCUGAGCCGCGUGAUAGAGAAAAAGGGUCAAAGGAUUAAGAAUGAAAUCGAUGACCUUCAAAGAAAGGGAAUGCAAUUGUUGGAGGAAAAUGAACGAUUGAAGCUGCAAAUUUCUAAUGGCCAACCACAAGUCGCUGGUGAUUCAGAGAAUAUGUUUUGUGAGGAAGGUCAGUCAUCGGAGUCUGUGACCAACGUUUGCACCUCUAAGGGUACUCCACACGACCAUGAAAGCUCCGAUACAUCCUUGAAGCUAGGGCUACCAUAUUCGGGUUAAUUAGAAAGGCUUGAGGAGAUCAACUUACUCUUAAUGAAGUGCAAACCUAACCCCUCCACGUUUGUAGGUACAAUAGCUUUAUGUGUGACUUUGAGAGAUCAAAAUUGGAAAUUUGAUACAGGACCUAAGCACACAAUCUUCUCAGUUGCCUGAAUAUUAAAGCAACUCAUGCAAUAUCUUAGCUUUACCAAGGCACUCGUUUAGUUCGUCUGAUAAGCCUCUAUGUAUAGUACCGUGGCAUUGACACUUGAUAACUAAAGGGAAGAUAUAUUUAUGAAUGUAAUGUAUAUGUAUGGAUGAUUACUUUUAUGUUUUAAAAAUGUUAGAACUAAUAUAUGCUUGGAUGGU